AUGGUCGAUUUUAUCAAGGUUGCAGACGAGCUGAAUCGUCAUCUAAUCGAUGGCAACGACGAUGGUUUGCUUAAGAUAACAGCGAGGUACAAAACUGCAGAACGUCAGGAGAUUUCCAACGCCUUCCAAGCGCACCAUGGUCGCGUCAUAAGUGAGGCCAUCAAGAUGUACUGCAAAAAAGGACCCUUCCAAAGUCUUAUGUCAAUGGCCUGGGAGCCGUAUCCAGAGAUGAAGGCGCAAAAUCUUACAACCCUGAUGAAGGGUGGCAAAAAUCCAAAGGCAAUAUGUGACUAUAUUUUGACAACGAAUCCGGACGAAUGGGACUACAUUACUAGGUACUAUCAGAACAGCACUGGACGCGAUCUAUCAAACGACCUGCUCCAAGAGCUUGGGUCGAAGACAUUUUGGGCGCGCCUCUGCCUCUCUUGGAUAGCAUUUCGUCGAGCACCCCGAAAUGACCCCGCCGGAGACGCAGAGGCGCUUCGCGUGGCGCUCAGUGGCAAGAAAGCAGACGAGGACGCCGUUGUUCAGCUCUUGGGCACCACAACUCCCGAUGAGUGGGCGCGCAUUUCAAAGGCCUUUGAAAUUUCCACGUCGCGCACUGUCCACGAUUGUAUGCGCACAGUGUUCAAGGGGAACGAUCUAACGGCCGCGCAUACUGCACAUCAUUUCCUGAACAAUGCCAACGAGGGCGCUGCGUACCUGAUCUUCAGGGCGGUCGAAGAGAAGGGUGACGUUGAGAGAUGUGCACGCGCAACGGCAAUGUAUUACGACAAAUGCCCGCACGUGAAGCUUAACUACGCUAUUUUCGGUAAUCUAGCACGCGAUAUUCGCAGAGUGUUCAAGAGCAAUUUCGGCGAGGCCUGUUGUACCAUGUGGGGGGUUCUAUAA
Giardia duodenalis is the source of this 891-nucleotide messenger RNA. Its product is annotated as Alpha-10 giardin. Gene Ontology annotation, cellular component: cytoplasm. Gene Ontology annotation, molecular function: calcium ion binding; calcium-dependent phospholipid binding. The coding region runs from base 1 to 891 and encodes 296 amino acids. Lineage: Eukaryota; Fornicata; Diplomonadida; Hexamitidae. The transcript has a single exon. The record is from RefSeq and is a predicted model, not a curated record.